Molecule: messenger RNA, 2433 nt
Organism: Yamadazyma jaroonii
Lineage: Eukaryota; Fungi; Ascomycota; Pichiomycetes; Serinales; Debaryomycetaceae
Source: the annotation of a GenBank genome assembly
AUGACUGGUGAUAAUGAAAUCAAGAGGUUUUAUUAUAAGCUCAUAAACCACGAGUUUCGAAGUCUCCAGCUAGACAAUAACCUCAAGAAUAAGUCAGUAUUUGAUCUAAUAGAUUAUUGUGAAUUGCUUUACGAAAAUUCUCAGUUAUCAAAGGGCUCAGAUAAAUCAUUGAAUUUUUAUAUCAAAGGGUACUUGAUCUUCAAUUAUUUCAUUAACAGUUUCAUAAUGUUACAUUUUAAAGGUUUCGAUGAGUUCAUUAAGUCCAAUGAAUACGAUUUCAUCAUUUACUUGAACGUUUUUGCCUUUUAUAACACUAAUGACAUGAUAGAUAAUGAGGAGUAUAGUUUCCCCUUAAAUGAUCUCAGAAUGUUGAUCUUGGAAUAUUUGGAUGAUAAGAACUUACUAAAGUUCGAUGUAGCAGAAUUGUAUGCUUGGUUAUACGAGUACAUCGAUUAUUUGAAGAAUAAAGAUAAAGAGUUGACUGGUGAUGAGAAUGAUGGGAUUGACGAAUCUGCGAAUAAAGACGAUUUCUCCAAUGCUGAUGAUCCUCACAGAGAAGAAGACGAACAAUCUGUAGAUAGUCUUGUAUUUGAUAAAGAUGAAGAUAUCAAGUUCAAAACCAGAUUCCCUUCAUUGAACAUUACAUAUAAAGAGAAGGAGAAACCUCAGGAGAAACUUCAAGAGAAACCUCAAGAGAAACCUCAGAAACGACCACCAAUCCCCACUAAAUUACCUCCAGGAUUACCUUAUCCUAUGGAGAAUGCAUCUUCGCUGGAUUUGAAACCUAUUGAGCCGAUCAAUGGUAAUCAUGGACACCUCAAUUCUGUGAACAGGGAUUCUCAGCCAUCAAUUCUUCCCACUCAAAUAUCAAAUCGUUCAGUGCCAAACCUUCCUCCCCUUCCAACACCUCCUAAUCAUUCAAAUUCAAGUCAUCAAAUUAACGGGACUCCACAGGGCCCCCCUCAUCAUAUCAAACCACCUCGAUCAGCUACCAUGCCAAUGAAUCCUCAAAUGAACCAAUACGUUCAACCCCAAUACAUUCAGCCUUAUGCUCAGCCUUACAGUCAGCCUCAGCCGUAUAUGCAACAUAACCAGGCAUUUCCUCAAGCAUUUCCUCAACAGUUCCCACAACAGUUCCCGCAACAAUAUACCCAACCUUAUAAUCAGCCUUACCAACUAAAUGGCCAACCAGGACAAUACUCAAAUCCACCUUCUCAUAAUGGGUACAAUGACAAAUCCACUAGAAUGAAAGAAUUAUCUAUUUGCGGAUUGAAGAACUUUGGUUCUUCUUGUUAUAUCAAUUCUACCAUUCAAAUAAUCUUUGGAAUUAAUGAUUUCAAGAACAUUUUCCAAAAUGGUGAAUACAGAAAAUAUAUCAACAACCCCAAAUUUCUUAUGGCUAGACAAUCUGGAGCUAACAAUUCCAAGGAAACUGUCCUUCUUAGUGAAUCGAUCUCAGCCCUUUUAAGAUCAUUCCAGAUGCAUGGUGGCUCAUCUAUUGCCCCUACCAAAUUCAUAAGAAUCUCAUCUAUUCUCAAACCUGACUUCAAUAUCCCUUACGAACAGCAAGAUUCUCAAGAGUUCUUACUUUUCAUCUUGGAUAGAUUACAUGAGGAACUUUCUCAUAAACCUGGCGAUAUUGAUUUCAAGACCUUCGAAGCUUUCCUUAAUCAAUGGAAAAUAAAUAUCCCUGAAAAUGAAUUUGAAGGAUAUUUCAAAUGGUAUAACUCGGUAAUCAACUUCGAAGGUAAGUCUCCCAUUAAUAGUCUAUUCCAAGGACAUCUUCAGAACAAAUUGAUCUGUAAUAAGUGUAAUUUUGAAUCCAUUAGUUAUUCUCCUUUCACCAUAUUAUCAUUGCCUAUACCGGAAACCGGUAAUAAUGCAGUAGAUUUGAGUGAUUGUUUGAGAUAUUAUACUCAAGAUGAGUUACUUAAAGGUGAUAAUGCAUGGCAUUGUCCUAAAUGCCAUAAAGAGGAAGAGAAUGCCUUAGACAAUCAUCCAGUGUUUACCAAAAAGUCCGGUAUCUUCAAGUUCAGUAGGAGAAACAAGUCACCAAGUAGAUCAAAAUCACCAUCCAGACCUUCAAAGGUCGAUACAUCCAUUAAGAGACUCACUUUUAUUAAGAUGCCUCAGGUACUUUUUAUCCAUCUUUCUAGAUUCUCCUUCAAUUUGACAGAUAAGCUCGAUACCAACAUUGUCUAUCCUUUGAAUUUGAAGUUCAACAAUUACUCCAAUGAAAUAUCCUACAGAUUAACAGGGAUAAUCAAUCAUUACGGAACGUUGAAAUCAGGUCACUACACCUCAUUGGUGGAUAAAAGCGAUGAUUAUUGGUGUUAUUUCGAUGACGAAAAUGUGAGAUUGGGUGUUCACCAUGGAAACUAUAAGAUGCUGAGUAGAGACGUUUAUGUAUUGGUUUAUGAAAAAGUGAUGUAG